Messenger RNA from Aegilops tauschii subsp. strangulata, 2407 nucleotides. RefSeq names its product vacuolar protein sorting-associated protein 52 A. Gene Ontology annotation, molecular function: syntaxin binding. Gene Ontology annotation, cellular component: GARP complex. Gene Ontology annotation, biological process: Golgi to vacuole transport; endocytic recycling; retrograde transport, endosome to Golgi. The record is from RefSeq and is a predicted model, not a curated record. Lineage: Eukaryota; Viridiplantae; Streptophyta; Magnoliopsida; Poales; Poaceae.
AAAACAGCUGCAUGGCGGGGGUCCAGGAACGGCAAUACGAAGAGUUCUUUGGUGGGUUUUACUUCGAUGAAGAUGCGUUAAGCAAGGAUAUAUCACUGGAUGGGCUGGACAAGGAACUUGAGGAGCACAAGAACUAUGAUGUGCUAAUAAGUAUUCUAACCAACGGUGAAAAACAGCGUGACAUGGCAACCAUGGUGGAAGGCAACCUAGGGCAUAUUGAACAGGAUCUGAUUCAAGAUUAUAUAAAAGAUAAUGACAGCCUAGUUCUGUUGCAUGAUCAGAUUCAUGACUGUGACAUUGUUUUAUCUCAAAUAGGAUCACUUCUUAGUGGAUUUCAGGUUCACAUUCGUUCUUUAAGCUCGGAACUUAGAAGUCUCCACGAGAAAUCCUUGGACUUGGGUGUGAGGCUGAAGAACCGGAAGUUGGCUGAGACAAAGCUUGCAGCAUUUGUCGAAGAAAUUGUCGCUCCUCCUGGUUUGGUGAAUGCUAUAAUUGAUGGAGAGGUAAAUGAUGAUUAUAUCAAAAGUCUAAACAUGUUGAGCAAAAAGUUAAGAUUUGCUCAAGUUGAUCCAUUGCUUAAUGCAUCAAAAGCUCUGAAAGAUAUUAAGCAAGAACUGGAAAGGCUUCGGAAAAAGGCACUAUCAAAGGUGUCCGCCUAUGUCAUUGGGAUAUUCUCUUCCAUGAGAAAGCCUGGAACUAAUAUCCAGAUACUUCAACAAAAUUUGCUUCAGAAGUAUAGGCAUCUUGUUCUCUUUCUUAAAGAGCAUGGAAUCGAGAAAUAUAAUGAUGUCUGUGCAGCAUAUGUUGAUAAAAUGAACAAGGUGCUGAGUGAAGAUUUUCGUGUGUACUUAGAAGCAUUGGAGAGUUUGAAGCUAGAUAUUGGUGUAUCCACUGAUGUGAUUGGAUAUGACGCCAAUGUCGUAGACCUUAUACCAAGGGGGAGAGAGCAACUGAGAAAUCAUCGUUUCAUGUUUUCUUUAGGUGAACGAUCAAACAUUUUGAAGGAGAUUGAUCAGCCUGGCUUGGUACCUUGUAUAUCUGAAGCUAAUUCCUUGAAAUACCCAUAUGAAGUUAUUUUUAGGAGCCUACAAAAGCUUCUGAUGGACACUGCUAGCUCUGAGUAUAUUUUUAUCAAAGCAUUCUUUCGCGAUGAGUCGAUGUUUUAUCGAGUUUUUGAAGGACCUGUUGCAGUAAUUGAUGAAAACAUGAAGCUUACUCUUGCAAAUAGUCAUGAUGCAAUAUGCCUGAUGCUCAUGAUCUGCAUAACUAAAAAGCACCAGCUGGUUAUGUCCAACAGGCGGCUUCCUUGUCUAGAUACAUAUUUGGAUAAGGCUCUGAUCUAUCUCUGGCCACGUUUCAAGACAGUGUUUGACAUGUAUAUUCAAAGCUUGUACCAAUGUGAUGCGAAAAUGUUAUGGGUGGAUGGGACCCAUCCACACCACAUUGUAAGGUGCUACAUGGAGUUCACAGCAUCUCUUAUUCAACUUAAUGCUGAAUGUGGAGAUGGUCAGCUUGAUAUGAGCUUGAAAAGGUUGCGGUUAGCUGUUGAUGAUCUACUUGUUAGAUUUGCCGAAAAGUUUGCAACUCAGAAACUGAAACACCUGUUUCUUUUGAAUAAUUGUGACAUGGCCAUCUCUAUCCUGAAGGAAGCUGGUGAAGAAGCAAAAGAACUGCGAAGAUAUUUUGAAGAGAAGCUGGAAAGUAACCUGGUGUCAUUUGUGGAUGAAUUGCUCAUGGAGUAUUUUGGUGAUUUAAUUAAAUUUGUGAAGAACCACAUUUCCGAAGACCUAAUUUCUUACACUGAGUGCCCAAACAUUGCUGAUGUUGAGCCGGUUGUGAAGAACUUCGCCGUGAAGUGGAGAACUGCUCUAGAGCUCAUGCACAAUGAAGUUGUAACUUGUUGCAGUAACUUUGUGUCUGGUAUGGCGAUUCUAAAAGCAGCAAUGGCUCAGUUGCUUAAUGACUACAACAGACUCUCAGAAUGUGUGAAGAUGAUCCCAGGUGGAUCUUCUUUGAACAGGAAUCUGGUUUCUAUCACCUCGAUUUCAUACGAAAUCAGGAAAUAUUCAAGAACACUCUAGUUACUUGAAUAGCAUGGCAGCCACGCACGUAUCCUACGCCUCUGUGUAAUUGAGGCUCAAAUAAAUGAUUGCGGAUGGACUCUCAGGAUCAAAGCUGGAGAGGAACUUGUGCUCUGUCAAGCAAUAAAGAGCUGAAAAAUACAUCAGUGUUGAUAUUUUUUAAUCCCUGUACCAAAUAAUGUCACUUGUAGUUGGAUUUCAACAUUAGGCAAUAGUGCAAAUUAGGAUAUUAUUUAUUUUUUCUUAUAGCUUAUUUUAUUGGAUAUACUAUCGCUGAAAGUUGUGGACAAAAUGAUACUCGUCAAUUAUGUCCUAGUCACAGUUUA